Messenger RNA from Oncorhynchus mykiss (rainbow trout), 4234 nucleotides. The record is from RefSeq and is a predicted model, not a curated record. Lineage: Eukaryota; Metazoa; Chordata; Actinopteri; Salmoniformes; Salmonidae.
UUCUAUGAUUUUGUGUGCCACUGAGUUCAAACGUUUUUAUAAUGUUCAGAUUUGAUAAGAAUAUGUUAACAUUUGUUUGUUUAAAUAUAUUUUCUUUCAUCAAUGCUGUUGUAAAUGAAUUAGCCGGUCAUGAAAUACUAAACGUUUCAAUAUUGUCUUGAACAUUGUUGUAACACAUGCAGUGCUCCAGCCAUCAUCACUGUCCACAUUUCUGCUUCUGUGCUACAAUGUCAUCCCAGGUGUCAAAUGAAAACUGUGCAACAUGGCUUAUAUCAACAAUAUAGCUGUUUUGAGUCAGGUUUACCUCAGAGCAUGUGUUGUCAACUUGUCCAAUGGGAGUUGUGUUGAUGUGUGAGACUUCUAGGUUUGACAUUGGUGGCAGUAUAGGACAGAAGAGCUACUGCAGAGCCACCAGGUGGAAGCUCACCAGCUCCUGUAUAUGUAGGCAGGGUGGCGUGUGUGUGUGUGUGGCUGGCUGCUCUGUCUGUCUGUCACUCAGGUAUAACAUUCAUGAGAAUGAUGAGAAAGGCCCAGAAAUAAAGGCUGGUGUAGGUUUGGUGUGAGAAGGUAGGCAGGGACACAAAGAGAGGGCCAGAGGAGGGGUGUGGUGGGAUGGUUGGGCUGCCGGCUGGCUCCCCUCACUGGCUGUGGCUGCUUGGCUCUGUGACAGUGUGUUGACACAGACCGGCCGUCAGACCUCAAGCCGCCGUUCCAGGCUGAGAGAGAGAGAGGAGGAAUUGAAGGAUGCAUGGAUUAGUGCAUUGUCUCUGCUGCGCUCAGAACCAGAGCUCACACAAGGCUGCCCACUGUAGUCUGCCUACCCAGAGCCUUAGACACAGACGCCCAGAAACCCGUCCCAGAGACCGGAGAUGACUGCUGCCAUGCCCUUCUGGCUCUCAGCCCUCACCCUUGCCCUCAACCUCCUGGUCCUCUCUGCCAGGGAAGGAGCUGCCCUUUUCCUGCCUGACUCCAAUGAGCUGCGGCAGCUACUGAGCCGGUACCAGGAUGACCAGAACAGCACCGAUAACACAGCGGGUAGUAGGACCCGACGGGCCAUCCAGUGGACAGACCGCGGGGAGAUUCUACAACUGCACAACAAACUGAGAGGACAAGUCUACCCCACCGCAUCCAACAUGGAGUACAUGGUCUGGGAUGAUGAGCUGGAGAGGUCAGCCACUCACUGGGCAGAGGCAUGCCAGUGGGAACAUGGACCUAAUGACCUGCUCAUGUCCAUCGGUCAGAACCUCGCCGUUCAUUGGGGGAGGUACCGCUCCCCGGCCUACCACGUCCAGGCCUGGUAUGAUGAGGUGAAGGACUACACCUACCCCUACCAACAUGAGUGCAAUCCCUGGUGUCCCGACCGCUGCUCAGGGCCCAUGUGCACCCACUACACCCAGCUGGUCUGGGCCACCACUAGUCGUGUGGGGUGUGCAGUGCACGUUUGUCCCAGGAUGAACGUGUGGGGGGAGAUCUGGGAGAACGCUGUUUACCUCAUCUGUAACUACUCCCCCAAGGGAAACUGGAUCGGAGAGGCCCCUUACCAACAUGGCCGCCCAUGCUCCCAGUGCCCUCCUAGCUAUGGAGGAAGCUGCAGGGACAACCUCUGCUUCAAGGGGGACUCUCAGCGUUCUGAGACUGAGGACAUGAACGAAGUGGAGAAAGCUCAGAUUCCCAUGUCACCCCGCACCACCACCAAGCCUGUCCACAGACCCCAACCCAAGCCUGCUGCUCCCAAGAAGCCCUCCACUCCCAAGCCUUCUACUCCCAAGGCUCCCACCAGCACUUUCCUGGCCCAAAACAUCAAAUGUGAGACCAAAAUGCGUGACAAGUGCAAGGGAGCAACCUGCAACAGAUUCAACUGCCCUGCUAACUGCCAGAACAAGAAAGGGAAAGUGUGGGGGACGCUCUUCUAUGAUGUGCAAUCAAGUAUCUGUCGUGCUGCUAUGCACUAUGGCAUCAUCAAUAACAAUGGUGGUCUGGUGGACACUACGAGGAAAGACAAGUUGCCAUUCUUCGUCAAGGCAACAAAGAACGGCAUUGAGUCAUUCAGUAAAUACAAAGCCGGCAAUGCAUUUGUGGUGUCCAAAGUGGAAAGACAAUCAGUGGACUGCUAUGCAACAGUGGCGGAGAUCUGCCCCUUCAAGAAGCCCUACUCCAACUGCCCAAGAGUGUUCUGUCCGGCCAACUGCAAGAAUGAGCCAUCCUACUGGGCUCCGGUGGUUGGGAACAGCUUCUACACAGAGCGCUCCAGUAUCUGCCGGGCAGCCAUCCAUGCCGGGGUGAUCCAAGCCGGUGGAGGCUACGUGGACGUCCUGGCCCUGGAUAAGAAGAGGAGUUACGUUGGUGUCCUGAAGAACGGCAUCCAGUCAGAGAGUAAGAGCAAUCCAGAGGGUGGCUCGUUCCGUGUUUUUGCUGUGAGGGAGUGAGUCUCCUCCAUCUCAGGGCCUCCCACUCAUUGGUUCAGGGACUAACAGGGUCCCCCAUCUGCUCUCAAGGGGCAGGAAGUGCCCACAGGUUCGAUGCCAUGGCAACUCCUCCCAUCUGUCUCUGUCUCCCACUCUGGGAGGAAGCAGAACUUCUCAUUGGACCAACAGACACUUCUCCCUCUUAGCUAAUAAACAGUAACUGACUGCUCAAUUCGGUGGCUAACAUCACAAAGAACCCUUCUGCCUUCUCCUACCCUUCUCACCUUUAAACCCCAGAUGUGGAUAUUUUUGUAAGAUACACAAACGUUAAUGCAAAAUGAUGUGUAACAUCAAAGACCAAUAGAACAGCUGGUGCUGGAACUCUGCGUCUUGACAUGUAGUUAGAUUUCAAAUCAAAUGUCAUAUUUGUUUAUAUUUUAUGUUCUUAAUACAAAAGUGAAUCAUUGGUCUCCAUGCACAGGAAUGUAUAUUGAUCACUGUAUUUAAUCAUUCUGUACAGAUUUAAUUCAUUCAUUUUUUCCUUCUUAAAUGAGUGUAUAUUGACAGUUUUAUGUGUUUAUAAUGUAUUUUGUAGCUUGUCUCUGCUUUCCUAACCCAUUUAUGCUUUCAUCGUGGUCUUUACCUUUGGCGGAUAGGCCAUGGUGCUUGAGUUAGGAGAGGAUCUGUGUUUGGCAUGCUGGACGAGCUCACAGUGGACAGACAGACAGGCAGACAGAGACAGACAGACAGACUUAGGGGUUGCAUCGGAAGGGAAGGGGAAGGGGGAGGAGGAGGAGGAGGAGGAGGAGGGGAAGGCAUACCUCCAAGGAAAAGAAACCUUUCCUGAAUACAGCUUGUACGACUUCCAGUGUCAAUAAUGUUCAGACGAUCUGGUUAAGGUACAAAAACAUUGUAGCAAUAUUCUGUCCACUGUGAGCUCAGGAAGGCAAUGGGAGCUUGUGUGGGCAGGGCUUUCAAAAUGGUGGCAUAUCUGGCUUCAUCCGAGGACAUUCACAGAUGAACAAUGUUCUUGUUUGAUAAAUGAUUCUCUAUUUAUAAUAGCUCACUGCUUUCUUCCCCCCUUUCCUCUCUUGAUGCCAUGUGUUUUGAUUGAAUAAGAGAAAUACUCCAAGAUAGGUUGAAUUUGUCUCCACUUAAGACAGUUGAAUGUUGUAGGUUUUGUAGAAAGAGGGUCUUAUACAGUCCAAUGUGAGAAAGGUGUGCCAAGUGUUCCUAUCAGCAGGCUUAGCUUCAGUUAGGAUUCAUUCACUAGGUAAUGAUUUGUAAAUUACACAGAGGAUGCAGAACAUGGAUCGGUUUAAACCACUCAUACCCAGUUACUUAUCCAGAAGGAAGGCACACAGAGGCAGGCUUCAGUUGGGGGAUAUCCUCUUAAAUGCUGAGACUUUGUCGUGAGAGGAGAGUAAAUCUAUGUACAUUUAUGCUGGAGGUUUAGGGUCUCCUAAAGAAGGGCAUUAGGUAUCCUCUAUCUAUCCCUAGGCUAGACUGGACAGCAGUGUAGCCAUUCUCUCUUUGUUUUAGAUUUCAUAUUUCUAUGUUUUUAUUAGGCUACCUCAGUCUUAUAGUACAUGGGCAAUCUUAAAGGAAAUGGUAAUGGUUUGUACAGCUUUGGAAAUGGAGUGUAAUACUUUGAUUUGUCUUUUCUGAACUGUUCUCUCUGCUGUAAAAGCCUUCUUUCUAAAUAUAUGUGUUGUGUUAUUUUCGUUUGUUUGCCUAGUUUGUAUGGUGUUAAUAGGCAUUGGAUGGGCUUUUGUAUUUUUAUUUUUUUUGUACAAUUUGAAAAUAAUUAAAGUUUGAAAUAGUUAGAA